Syngnathus acus (greater pipefish) is the source of this 1952-nucleotide messenger RNA. RefSeq names its product islet cell autoantigen 1 (gene ica1). The record is from RefSeq and is a predicted model, not a curated record. NCBI's taxonomy places the organism in Eukaryota, Metazoa, Chordata, Actinopteri, Syngnathiformes, Syngnathidae. Gene Ontology annotation, biological process: regulation of transport. The transcript is spliced from 13 exons. Gene Ontology annotation, molecular function: protein domain specific binding. Bases 376 to 1731 code for a protein of 451 amino acids. Gene Ontology annotation, cellular component: Golgi apparatus.
CGUCGAAGAAGAGCUCAAUGUAUUUCAUUUCCUCCUUACCUGCCCGAACGUCAUUAGCACUUUUAAAUUCGUAACAACCAAAUUUACUUGGUUUAUAAUGUAAAGUUUUAGCAGAAUAAUAUUUAAGGUUUUCAUUCAUUGAUUUUUGUUUUAAAUUAGUGUUCACAUGCUGAGGAAGAGCCGUAAUAUUUCGUCGGUGCAGUGCAGUCACAAGUCUUUUAGUGAUAAUUAGUUUGAUAGUUUUAACAAACGGUUUUCCAUAAGCUAGCAAGCCGCGUCGACUUUGAAUUUGAGUAGUUUCGUGAGGUUUUACACCAAGAUUCCCCCUGGACGACAUAUAUGACAGCUCCAAGUCGAUGCAGAUUAUCCUAAAAAAUGGAAAGCAGGAACUUCUGUUCCUCGGGCGACCCCGAGCUCCUGGGCCAGGACUCGCGUUCUGCGGUGAGCCGUUUCCAACAGCGUUACUGGAAAACCAAGCAGACGCUCAUCAGGGUGAGCGGCACAAAAGAGGACCAACACGUGGUGGCCUCAGACGCAGAACUGGAUGCCAAGCUGGAGGUGUUUCACUCCAUCCAGAGGACGUGCAUGGAGCUGCUGAAGGUGAUCGAACAGUACCAGAGGAGGAUCUGCUUUCUUUCCCAGGAGGAGAACGAGCUGGGUCGCUUUCUGCGCUCUCAGGGCUCUCAGGACAAAAGCCGUGCGGGAAAGAUCAUGCAGGCCACGGGCAAAGCGCUCUGCUUCUCCUCCCAACAGAGAACGGCGCUGAGGAAGCCCCUGUGCCGGCUGUACCAGGAGGUGGAGACGUUUCGCUUCCGGGCCAUCUCGGACACGUGGUUGACGGCCAAGCGCAUGGAGCAGAGCCGCACCGAGUACAGAGGCGCUCUACUGUGGAUGAAGGACGUCUCCGCCGAGCUGGACCCAGACACGCGCAAGCAGAUGGACAGGUUUCGCAAGGUUCAGGCGGAGGUCCGCUGCACUAAGCGUAGCUUCGAUCAGCUGAAGACGGACGUGUGCCAGAAGGUGGACCUGCUGGGAGCCAGUCGCUGCAACCUGCUGUCCCACGUGCUGGCCACCUACCAGACCACUCUGCUGCACUUCUGGGAGAAGACCUCCCACACCAUGGCCGCAAUUCACGAGAACUUCAGGGGCUGCCUGCACCACGAGGAGCCAUCAAGGGAAAAGAAGAAGAAGAGGAAGAAAAGUAGAGUACAGAAAAAAGAUGAAGACAAUGCUGCUCAGGAAGAACUUGUCUCAUUGGGGGAUGACGGCAGAAGCAGUACAACAAAAGAAGGAGAAACGUGUGAAUCAUCCUGGGAGCUUGCAGAAGAGGACAAGGACGGCUCGGCCUUGCUGGAGGAGAUCCUGGGAGGCUUGACGCUUCACGACCCCGCCCCCUUGUCCCGACAGUGGAGUCCGGUGUUUGGAGACACCCAGGACGGAAUCGCCGCGGCUGCAGAACCACGCUCACUCUUUCUACCGUCUCAGCUUCUGGACCAAAACUUGAACCAAGCUGCUCAACUCGCAGCUUCAGAGAGAGGCGGGACCACCUCGCAACCUGUCGCCAUGGGAAUUGAGCGCCCCCAAGAUGCCAGUGGAUUUAAAGCAGGGAGCUCUUCCGGUCCAUCCAAGGACCUGUCGGCAUGGUUCAAUCUGUUUGCAGACUUGGAUCCCCUGGCCAACCCGGACACAAUCGGAAAAAGUCACGCUGAGCAACAACUUCACAAUGCUUAGCUAGGUACGUGGCCAUCCACGCUAACUGGCCAGCCUCCUACCAAGCCAUAGCAAACAUUCAAGGGAUGUCAUUUGUGCUUCCUGUUAAGAGUGAGAAAUGCAAACGGAAUGAGCUUCAGACUGGAUUUAAGUGGACGUAUUAUUAUUUUAGCCAAGCCAAAGACGACCACGCGCUCUGUCGACCCUGGCGUGUUGGAAAUAAGACAUAUCAUGACAAUACA